AUGUCUCUGGAGCCACCCACCUAUCUCAGCUCCCUGCAGAACAACAUCCGCGCACGGCCCAUCCCGUGGGAGGGGGCGGUCCGCGCUGGCAACAUCACCGAUGACCAGUUGCGCAAGAUCAAGGCCGUGGACAAGGUCCGCAAGGAGCAACGGCGUCAGACCAUAGAUGCGGAUUUGAACGGAUACACCACAUUGCUUGCGGGGGGCCCCGAUGGCAAGAGUGUUCUCGAGUCCGCAUCCAAGCGGACCGAUAUCGUGCAGUAUAUCUUGGUCUUAGCUGCUGAUCUCCUCAACGGUGCGAUCAUCAAUGAUAUGGAUACUGGCAUGAUCUUCUCUUACUCUCCCUCACUGGCCUCAGCGCUCGUGGCGCAUCCGGAUCCAUACAAGCCAUUUCUUCCCCUCCUGCGUCAUUCUACGAAUUCUGAAGACCCCAUCUCUCUCCUUACGUCCUCCUUUUUAACGAAUCUUGUCUCGACGGCACUUGUCUCAUCAUCCAAGUCUUCUGCGCGGGACGAAGAAGCUCUCCCACAACUAUACUCAUACCUUUCCUCCCUGGUAAAGAAUCAGGAUAGCGGCCUUCAAGAUAUCGGCGUACAGGGAUUCUCAACCCUGCUCAGAACAAAAGCGGCAAGGGAGAUCUUUUGGAGCCAGAGGAAAGAGACUGUUGAUCCGCUGGUGGAUAUUCUUCGUGCAGCUGCUGGCGCAAAAGACAGUGGCUCGUCGACUCUGGCUGGAACGAGCAGCAUCCGGAAUUUCGAUGCGGGCCUCGGGGGAGGCGUGGGGCUUCAGCUCCUAUAUCACGUUCUUCUGGUGAUUUGGCAGCUUAGUUUCGAAGGUAGCCCGGUUGGAAAUGACUUGCAGUCGGACCAUGACAUUAUUGAAUUGUACACGCAACUUCUACGACUCUCUCCAAAGGAGAAGACUACGCGACUGCUCCUUGCCACCCUUAACAACCUGCUCUCCGCCAACCGAACGACACUCUUACCUGUCGCAGUAUUCGUCCGCCUACCAGCGCUUCUCUCGAACCUUUCAGGUCGUCACUUGACGGACCCCGACCUCCUUGAGGACUUAAAGUCACUGUCAGAUAUGUUGGAUGAGUACACGAAGACGCAAACUACGUUUGAUGAGUACGCCGCCGAAGUACAAUCCGGCCACCUGCGCUGGUCACCACCGCACCGCAACCCGGUCUUUUGGAGAGAGAAUGCGCGUCGGAUUCUUGAUGAAGACCAAGGAGCCCUUCCCAAGAAGCUGGCUGAGAUCCUCUCCAAGAGCUGGGAUAACGACAAGCAAGUCCUCGCCAUAGCAUGCAACGACGUUGGAAAUCUGGUCAAGCAGCUCCCGGAGAGGCGGUCCCAACUGGAGAAGUUGGGGCUGAAGGCAAGGGUCAUGGAACUGAUGACCGACCGGGAUGAAUCGCGUUAUCGUCGCCUCGUCUUAUCGAGAUCGCCUCAGGAGGGGAAUUUGGCUAGCAUCGUCACUGUAGCCGCGGAAAACCCCUCCUCCGACGCAUGUCUCGAUCUUUCACGGGAUGCAAGCGAUGCAAAGCCCGGCGGCAAAAAUGUGACGAACAACACCCAGAAUGUGGGCGGUGCAAGACGGCCGGGGUGCAGUGCAGAAUACUCUCCCGGUGAAUUCAUAUAUACCACAGGAUGUACCACGGGAAAGUCCCAGUCGUCGUCUUCACCGCCGCCGUCAUCGUCAUCGUCAUCGUCACAAGUAACGUUGGUCCGAGAAAUCGACCCAUUCUCAUCACUGCCACCGGCACAAAAAGCGUUGCUACAUCAUUAUAUCCGCGAGGCUUCUCACAUUACUUCGUGUCAUGCCGGUAUGCAGAAGGAGAUUUGCAGGAUGAUUGUGCCAAUGGCUCUGCAGACGCCGUCGCUGUUAUACGCGACCAUGGCCCUCUCUGCCAUCCACCUGGAAGCGCUCAACAAUCAUUCCGAGACGAUCAAGGCCGCGCCCGAUAUUGCGAGGUUGAUGGCUCGAAGCCUGGAGCACUUCCGUACCGAGCUUCAAGAUCCGAGCCGGAAGGGUUCUGAUGCCCUCUUGGCAACAGCACGCACACUCUGCCUGGCUGAGAUCCAUUCAGGCGCCAUUCAUCCAAAUACAUGGAGGGCCCACGUAGAGGGAGCAAAGGCUCUGAUGACUGCUUCAGACGCACAGGCCAGGUCACCUCAGAGGAAUGAAGCUUUCCGCAAAUAUCUUGACCGAUGGUAUCGGUCCAUCGUGUCCCUCACAGCGCUGAAUGGCAAUGGGCCUCCGAUCGACGACGUUGUGUUAAAGCCACAUCUGGGGAAUGCCGGGCUGCCAGAUGACCCUGACUAUCUCGACGACUACUGGGGCUUCACGGUGCACCUUGCAGACAUCUUCCGCGAGAUUGGGGCCGUGGCGUGGAAACGGCACCAGUGCAGUGGGCCAAACAGGUCACGGCUUCAGAUCGAAGAAACGGAAUUUCAAGAGCGUGCAGAAUCUCUGGAGCGUUCCGUACGCACUCUAAUAGACAGACACGCUGGUAACCGGCCGACGUUCUACCCCGGAGUGGUGGAGGGGUUAUCUGAAGAUUGCAUUCGCGAAUUCAUGCUAUGCAACGAGGCCUUUCAGCAUACGGCCCUGAUCCACAUCUACCGCCGAGUACGAAAGUGGCCCGCAGCGUCUCCAGAGGUUCAGCACUCUGUGAAACGAAUCCUGGAGUGCACAUCGCAGAUUGUCCCGAAAAGCGGGCUCAGCCCGUGGGUCAUGCUCACGACACCCUUGUUCACGGCUGGUUGUGAAGCCCUGGGAGAGGACAGGGAGGCGUUCAAGAAGCUGCUGCUUACUUUGCACGACACUACAAGAAUUCCAAACGUACUCCAGUCGUUGAAGUUUCUCGAAAUAUACUGGGCCAACGAUCAGCUCAGUGAGGACGAGGAUUGGAGUCAUUUUCUUGGUAAGAAUGGAGAUUUCCCCCUCAUAAACGAAGAACUUACGUAA
Molecule: messenger RNA, 2970 nt
Organism: Rasamsonia emersonii CBS 393.64
Lineage: Eukaryota; Fungi; Ascomycota; Eurotiomycetes; Eurotiales; Trichocomaceae
Product: Proton-exporting ATPase
Exons: 5
Coding region: 1-2970 (989 amino acids)
Biological process (GO): proton transmembrane transport
Cellular component (GO): vacuolar proton-transporting V-type ATPase, V1 domain; fungal-type vacuole membrane
Molecular function (GO): proton-transporting ATPase activity, rotational mechanism
Source: RefSeq, a predicted model, not a curated record